AAGUCGUCAAAAUAUAGUCUAAAUUUUACAACUUUACAUAGUAAAAGGACUGCAUUAUCAAUAAUAAAACUGGAUUCCGGACUGCUAUAACAUUUCAAUUUGGUUCUGCAGUUGAAGGCAUGUGUCAAAAAGAUAUCCGAAUGCCACUGAAGUGAAUCUCGGUGACACUCGUAAUAUGCACCUGCUAGUUAUGAGAGCUGUCUCUUCAUUACGGUAAUGGUGUUCAAGAAAUACCUAUUAACCAUGAUCGAUUGUGUGAUCUGCAAGUAACAAAAUGCCGUGUGAUGCGUCUAUCUAUCAGGUGUCCACAGCUAAAAAGUUUGUCUUUGAAACGUAGUAAUAUGGCACCGGUGGCCCUGAAUUGCCCUCUUAUAAACCUGCUUGACAUAAGCUCAUGCCACGAACUUACGGAUGCGGUAAUUUGUUCGGCAGUGACUUCUUGCCCCCAAUUAGAAUCUUUAGACAUGUCGAAUUGUUCUUGUGUUAGUGAUGAGACAUUGCGUGAGAUAGCUCACAGUUGUGCGAAUCUCCAAGUUUUGAGUUCUUCUCAGCUGAUGGAUCACUUCAAAUGGCACCAUAGUUUUAUCUGUUCAAUUCUUCUCUGCAUCUAGCAUUACUUAUGAGUUUCAAAUAUUUUUUGAUUGGUUUUGGUGCUAUCAAAUGAAUGUAGCUCCUUGGUUCCUGCAUUGUGUUCGUCGUUUUAUUGUGCUUUCCGACGAUUUCUUGUUUUUAUGUCGACCAGAGCUUGACAGCAGUGCAGUUACCCGGUACAUCUUUAGUCAACCUUUCUCUGGUUGGUUGUCGUGCUAUUACUGCUCUGGAUCUUGUCUUGAGAAAAUUUGCUUAGAUGGUUGUGAUCAUCUUGAGAGAGCAUCGUUUUGUCCUGCUUCUCUUCUGUCACUUAACCUCGGAAUAUGCCCCAAAUUGAACACACUCAAAAUUGAUGCUCCAUGUAUGGUGUCACUUGAGUUGAAAGGACGUGGUGUAUUAUCUGAAGCAUCAAUAAAUUGUCCCCUAUUGACAUCACUUGAUGCCUCCCUUUGCAGGAUUUGGACUUGUCACGCGAUACCCUGUGCCAGUCUGCCAUAGAAGAGCUUCUUGCUUAUUGCACACAUCUUACCCAUGUGAGCUUGAAUGGAUGUAUAAAUAUGCAUGACCUUAAUUGGGGUUCUACUGGUGUUGGAUUUGAGUCACUAUGUUAUACAUAAUGGAUCUAUUCCGUUUUCUUUUGAGAACAUCAAUGAGCGAACCUCAACUGUGAGGUUGUCCAAAAAUUAGGAGAGUGCUCAUCCGGGAAGCUGCAAGUUGCUUACAUGGUUAUGUGCCGACGUAUUGCUGCAAUUAUUGUUUUCCAAAAUAUGCUUCAAUUUCUUGUUUCCUUCAUGUCAACUUGUUUUUGUCAUUUACAAAUGUGUGCAUGUGUGUAUCUCCA
This is a messenger RNA of Hibiscus syriacus, 1432 nucleotides long. Its product is annotated as F-box/LRR-repeat protein 15-like. The transcript is spliced from 4 exons. The record is from RefSeq and is a predicted model, not a curated record. Lineage: Eukaryota; Viridiplantae; Streptophyta; Magnoliopsida; Malvales; Malvaceae. Bases 661 to 1089 code for a protein of 142 amino acids.